UAAGUGCACUCUAACAUACAGAUAAGGAAAUGAAUUAGCUGAUAAAUAUAUUGUAUCAUUUGUGAUCGCGCAGACGAAGAGACAAAACAUGACUAUUCGUUGGGGCAUUGUUACUUCUGGUAAGAUUACGCAUGACUUUGUCAAUGCUGUCAACUCUUGUCCUAAGAAAGGUGAUCAAGUAAUAGCUGCUGUUGCUGCACGAAAUAAAUCGAGGGCAGAAGAGUUCGCAAAAUUGCACAAAAUUGCCAAAGUUUAUGACUCGUAUGAAGAUAUGGCAAAGGGAAAUGAGAUUGAUGUUGCCUACAUUGGAGCUUUAAAUCCAGAUCACUAUCGCCUUUCCAAAAUGUUCCUCGAAUGUGGUAAGCACGUACUUUGCGAAAAACCGUUAUGUUUGAACUACAAAGAAACCGAAAGCUUAAUCAGUAUUGCAAGAAAGAAAAAACUCUUUCUAAUGGAAGCUAUUUGGUCACGGUUUAAUCCAUUAUACAUAUCAUUGGAAAAAGAAAUCCAGUCCAAUAAUCUAGGCGACUUGCAAUUCGUCGAAGUAAACUUUGGAGUUUUAAUUGCAGAUGUUGACAGAUUAAGUAAAAAAGAACUCGGAGGUGGUGCUGUUCUUGAUAUUGGUAUUUACGCACUGCAGUUUGCACAAUUCAUUUUCAAAGAUGAACCAAUUAAAACAACUGCAGUUGGAGAAUUGAAUGAUGAUGGAGUGGAUCUAAUAGAUACGAUUAUUCUUGAAUAUGAAGGCGGAAGGCGUGCUGUCAUCAAUUUACAUACAAAAGCUAAACUUUGGAAUAAAGCAACUGUUGUUGGAAGCAAAGGAAGAGCCACGAUAGAAGAGCCGUUCCACUUUCCUCUAACUUUGACACAUGUCAAUGGUAAACAAGAAAAAAUAACACUACAUUCUUCAAAACAUGAAUACAAUUUUGAAAAUAGUGCUGGCCUUGUUUAUGAAGCUAUAGAAGCGGCACGUUGUAUUAAAGCAGGUUUAAUAGAAUCGCCACGCCUUACUCACCAAGAUACCUUGAUUCUAGCCAAGCUCAGAGAUAUUGUUCGGAAACAAGUUGGGGUACACUUUGAUGUCGAUUAAUAAUUAAUAAUUGUUAUGUAUUAUAUAUUUAGUAAUAAUAUUUUGCAAUAAAUUUAUUUUAUCAAUAUAUUGUUAAUAAAUGUGAAUUAUCGAUCUAAAUUGUUAUAGAAAAAUCUAAAUAUACUUUAUUAACAUUGAAAUUACUGAUUGUGAAAUUAUUAUUAAGGUGGAAUGUAGGUUACAAAAUCGUAAAAAGUGAAUUUUUUUUUUCUUUAGCUUUAUACGAUUAAAUUUAUAUAUUCGUUGAAUUUCAAGGUGCUGUAUGAAAAUCGACGCAAAUCCAACACUACUUGUAUAUGUACUUAUACUGUACGUUUUUUAACGUCUAUAUUAAUUUUGUGCAAAGUAAUGGAACAUUGUCGUAAGCCUCAAUAGUAUAAAUACACAUAAUCGACGUAAUUAUUAAUAAAAUAAAACAAAAACACUGAAUACGAAAUAAUUAUAUAUUUCAAUGCAACGAUGUCGCUAAAUUUAUAAAUUAUACAGGAAAUAAUAAAAACAUUAAAAUUAUUGACAUUAUAAUAAAUAUGGGCAGGUGUAUAUGUAUGUAUAUCUGAAUGCAUAUUCGUGAAUGUUAAUUUCCUCUUACGGAUAUAUUUUUAAGAACACUAAUUUUAAUUAUGUACAUUUUACAGCAAAUUUAUUCGACGGAUAACAUCUAUCGAAUCCGCUUCAGUCUCAUUAUGUACAUAAUAAGUAAGGCAGAUGCAUAAUGAGCACAAUCAAUGAAAAACAAUUGUAUUUACUUUGUAAGCAUUAUUACCAAUAUAAUAUUGAACAAUAAUUUAAUUGGUUUUCAACAAAAUAAAAGUGCGGUUUAUUUGUAAAUGUUGAAAUUUUACUUUUCGAAUACAAUAUAUUAUAUUAGGUUUUUGUUUAACAUUUUUUCUAAACGUAAAAUAAUCAUGAAUAACGAUGUCAAGUAUGUAAUUGAAAUACCGUUGAACCAAACAGUUCGUUAUAAAACGGAAACCAUAAAACAGUGUUGUAUUAUCCACAAAUCAACGGCGGCUUUCUUUACCCUCAUCACGAAUUUAACAAACAGACCAAUUUUAACUUUAUCACAUGAAGUUAAGGCAUAAUUUUGCGUGGGAGGCCUCUGACUAAAGAAGCGCAGAGGUAUAUUUUGGUUUGUCAUAAUGUAGUUUAUGGAUCAUUGUCUUGUUCCGAAUGUUUUUAUUUUCUUGAUGUUAAAUUCUUCUAUAAAAUAUGAAAUUUCAUAAAUGGCAUUUGCUAAAAUGUAUUUUUACCUACAAAUAAAAACCUUAACUAUUA
Messenger RNA from Vanessa atalanta (red admiral), 2365 nucleotides. RefSeq names its product trans-1,2-dihydrobenzene-1,2-diol dehydrogenase-like. The coding region runs from base 89 to 1090 and encodes 333 amino acids. The transcript has 6 exons. Gene Ontology annotation, molecular function: nucleotide binding. NCBI's taxonomy places the organism in Eukaryota, Metazoa, Arthropoda, Insecta, Lepidoptera, Nymphalidae. The record is from RefSeq and is a predicted model, not a curated record.